GUGCAGGAGCGAGCCAACAGCUCUCCGUACAGCGUGCGCAAUCGGUCUCGCUUCCGGCGCUGCUUGCCGCAAAAAAAACCAACUGCCAAAAGCCACCGGCUGAAGCUAUCGGCGAGGUUUGGUACGCUUUCUUUUUUUUCCCCCGUGUGGUGUGCGGACAUACGAUCGCUUCACGCGCGUUUCUUUUUAACGGGUUGCCUGUUGCCGUCUCCCCAUUUUUCACCGCGCGCUAGCUUUUACCAUUUUACCUCGCCGAGCCAAAGAAGUCACCAGUUUUUGACAGUCGGAGUAUUGCCACCACGAUAUCAUCGUGGCUGUACGCGUGCACCCCAGGUACUGCAAUGUUGCUGCUGCUUGUCUCCACCUGCUGCUGGUGCUACUGAUCGACAGAAACUUUUCUCCAACGGUGCGCGUGUGCGUGUGUUUGUCUGUGUGCCUGUUUUGGGACUGCAGGUUGUGUGGACAGGCUCCCCUUCGCUCCAUUCCAGGCGAUCUCUUGCAGUGGAACCUGACCGAACGUACUUGGUCCCCGUACUUAGUGGUGCAACUAGAUCCGCGGAUCCGGUCAGGUGGUUAAACUCGGUUCACUCGCGGGUUCCGUGGCUCCGUGGCUCGAGACAAAAAAAAAACCUUACUCCACCUGCAAGAGCGAGAGAGAGAGAGUGACAGGUAAACAGAGAAGGAAACACCGAAAGAGAGCGAGAGAGCUGUGAAGAAAGCAAGUGCGAAUACAGCAACAGGGAAGCCCAUAGGCGCGGAGAAGCAGAACGAACGAAGAAAAACCUAGAUGGACCCAUCGACGACGACGACGACGACGCCGACUGCAGCUUCCACAGACCAAGAGCAGCUAGAAAACACGAAGUUCCUCCCGAAAGCAACGGUAUAUGCCGUUGGUACGACGUCCGAUGAGAAUGGCGACCGGGAGGAGAAGAAUGGCGGUGAUGGCGCUAGCGCUAGUACGUGCGUAGUGGAUGGUGGGGUGCCGGGGGAGAUGUGCGACGAUGAGGUGUCUCCCCCUCUACCGGCUGACGGUGGCGAGUGGCAUUCCCACUGCGAACUAGCCGAACCUCAACCAACCGCCGAAGUUGGUGACGAGGAGAUGGAGGAGGAGGAGGAGGAGGAGGAGGCAGCAUUGGCACCGGUGGUGGAGUUGCCGGAGGAUAGCGAGGAGCUGGCAGUGGCCGAGCGGCUGAUGUUUAUAACGGCACUUGCUCCCAGCGGGGAGGAGGGUGUUCCAGCAGCAACAGCAGCAACGGCAGCAGAGAUCAACCAAGUGGCAGAGAACCACAACACUUUGGCCACGAUCGUCAGCGAUCACGGAGCAACCACGAUCAACGGUGCGCAACAGCAGAUCGUGUACAUACACAACGGUGCGUCAACGGCCGUCGACCAGCCAGAGUCGACGUCGUCAACAACGGCGUCCUCAGUGACAACGGCAACACCGUCCCCACUGGUGCACUGUGGCACGUACCCGCACAAUAACGUCGUUCGCAUACAGAUCAUUCCGGUGGAACAGUGUGAGCAGCACCAGCCGACUCAGCCAGCUCCAUUAGGAUCCGGUCCGGUGGAGGACUGCAAUAACAAUAGCGUACGUGGCGUCGGCACGAGUGUUAGUGUAGUGGGUUCAGCCCUGCCCGGGUCCAAGUGUCAGAAUUCGCAGGUUACGGUGGUAUCGUUCGGGGCGAGUGAUAGUGCCGAGUGUACAGGAUCGCCGACAGCGGACAACGAGGAGCAGCAACCGGUAGCGUCCUCGUCCGCACCCGACACCGUCCUUGUGACAGUUACGAUUGAGGACCGAACUCUGGUUAGCGUACCGUCCACAAGCUCACCGGAACCUCUCGACACCAGUAACGCCACCAGCAGCUCUGAGGCGGCUGUUUCACCGCUAGACACCGAACAGGACGCAAUGGUACAGAAGAAGCUGAUAGUGCCGAAGGGCGGUGGUCCAACGUCAGAUGCAACCGAUCUCGAUAGUUCCACGUACGCGUACUACAUGGCGGCAAUGGCGGCCCGGGACGGUCAAUCCCGCGCACCCUCCUCGUCCGCCUCGGGCGGCAGCAGCGGUCAGUGUUCGCCGAGUGACAUGCUCGACAGUGGGACCUGUAGCGAUAUCGAGCUGACGCCGCCACCGCUGCCGAAAAAGAUGUCGCAAAUACUGAAAUCGUCGUGCGCGAUAAAGAAGAGCCUCGGCGCGGACGGUAUCCAUCAACAUCAGCCCGUAUCACCUACACUAACGCCGCCACCAGCCGUUACGACCGCGACCGGUACGGGUACGGUGCUGCGACAGUUUUCGCCGGUUGAUAACGGCACGGAUAGCGUUAUCAAUCAGCAGCAGAGUCACCACCAUCACCAUCACAUCGAGCUUCAGCGGCUUGCGGCACACCAGCACAAGGAAGAACGGAACAGACAGAACGAGCACGGAAAACAUCAAACGCCCGUUGAUUUGACGUCCGACAGUUUCGGCGCACGGCAGCAGCAGCAGCAGCAGCAGCAACAACAACGGCAGCCACCAUCGCAGCUGGGAAGCAUCCUCAUUGCGACCGAUAGUGACGGAUCGGAAUCGUGUUUGAGCUGUGAUUCACUUAACUUUGAGCACCUGUCGAGUUUGCAACCGUUGGCCGAGAUUAACGGACCGAUUAUCGGCACUGAUUCACCGCCCGCCACCGUGGAACGGGACAGUCCGUCAGAUCGAGCGGACCAGGUGUUAGAACCGCCGACGGCGACACAUCCACUGCGACCGAAGCUACCGUCGUAUCUGGCGAGCAAGCGGGACGGUGCCGGUGUCUGCAUCCUGCCCGACUCACUGUUGGCCGCAAUCCGCGGAAGUCGCCCGAAGGUGUACUGUACCGACGACGAGGCGGACGACGACGAUAACGACUCGGUGGAUGGUGACGCGCACCGAAAACAUUUCGCACCGGUAUCGGCCCAGAAUGAAGGGCCCGGUACGCUCGAUCUGAGCAGCCUCGCCGGAGCGGCUGUCACCUCGAACACCUCCAACACCACGGCAACCACACGGUCCAUACUGAUGGACAAGAUCAACAGUCUUGAAUGCGGCAACCGGAUGCACCGGGUCACCGAUCAAACGGACCCAUCAAACAACUACCUCCAGCAUAUGCAUCACCUCACCAUCAACGAUCCGACCGGAAUGACACGGGCCCAGAGCAGCUGUUCGGCCGGCUCCCUCACGACUGAAAGUGUCCGCAGCAAUCAGUUCGAGAGUGAUCGGUAUUACAAGUUUCACAUCAACGAACGUGCCCGAACGGAUGGCAGUGGAGAACCGGGCAGUAGCUCACCAGAAACUACCCCAUCCGUGGUAGAUGACGAUGAAAGCUUCGCCGGGCUGAAGGACCUCAGCAAUGGCACGUCCACAAUCCGCAGCAACAAGGGCACGGUACGGGGCGUUAAGAAUCGGGUACGCAACGGUAUCGCCACCUUUCUGCAGAUGCAGCAGACCGGUCUCAAGAACUACAAAGACAAGGAGGCUGGCAAGGUGGUCGUCUACAGCACGAGCAUGGGCAUCGUCCGGGAAACGUACACGAAGUGUAUGAACGUGAAGCAGAUUCUGCGCACGCUGCUGGUUAAGUUCGAGGAGAAGGACAUCUUCAUGAGCAACGAGUAUCAGCAGGAGAUUAAGGAGCGGAUGCAGGCGGACACGAUCAACAUUCCGCAGGUGUUUGUGGACGGGCAGCAUAUCGGGGAUGCGGAAUGUAUCGAAAGGCUGAACGAAAGUGGUGAGCUUAGGAAAAUGCUGAAACCCUACAAGUGUCUGGAGUCACCGUACAUGUGCAAGGUUUGUGGCGGCUAUCGACUACUCCCGUGUCCGUCCUGCGGUGGUUCGAAGAAAUCGAUCCACCGGAAUCACUUCACCGCCGAAUUUGUCGCUCUCAAGUGCAUGAACUGUGACGAGGUGGGACUGGUCAAGUGUCACAACUGUUGAUGAGCCCGUCGUCGGCAGGCAGGAUGAUGCGGAGGCCGACGCAUACCUCCCCCCCCCCACACACACACACACACACACACACACACCGUUAACCCAUCACACCCUGUUCCUAGAACUAUCGGUUCCAUUCUUUGCUGUUGGAUAGGAUAGUGUGCGGAAGACCGAUGGUGGUCUGAUAUUGGUUUGCUGUUUGUGGUUUUUCUUCCUUUGUUUUUUGGUUUUGUUUUAUCAGUCCCAUCACCACAUUCCACAUUCCGAGAAUCCUACAGUGAGAGAUAUCGAAAGCACAUAAGCUAGCGGUGUCAGUGAUAUAAAGCAAUUUUGUUUGGUUAUGUUUUUGAUAAUGACCUCGAAGGACAUCUAGAUAAAGUGGCGAACCUUAGUACUAGCAACACGGUAUCAAUUUUCUAUGACGUCAUAGCGUUAAGCGAUAGUUUUGCACAGGCUCGCCGCCUGGUUUUGGGGAGUUGUUCUCGCUAGCAGCUAAUAUAUCCGGUUCUUACUUACCUACCUACAUAGCAAGCAUUAUUUAAACUCGUAUGUUUUUUUUUAAGGACGUGGUAUCCUCCUCUGUAUCCAUUUUGGUCGCUAUAUCAAACGGCAGUGCUUUUAAAAUGGCGCCAACUCUCUAGCUAUACAUAUAUAUACAUAUAUAUAUAUAUAUAUAUAUAUAUAUAUAUAUAUAUAUAUAUAUAUAUAUCUCGGACAGCAAGCUCUUCUGUACAUAGUCAUGAUUCAUACUACUAAUAGCUGUGUUUUGCUCAAAUGUGUAAUCCCCUGCGUUAUCGACACCUAAUUAUCGACAUUAUAAUCUUAAAUACUCUACCCUUCUGUGUGUAUAACGUCGGCCGACCAUUCGCGCUGCCCAAAAGCGGGAGGCUGUCGUCGGUCUGGGAAAUCAAAUUUAACAGCAAAAAGGGAUCAUGGAGAUUUAUGGGGUAGCAUAUACCCCCGGGGGGCAGUCAACGCGAAAUGGUAUCACUUUUUGAGAAUAAAAUUUAAACAACUACAAA
This is a messenger RNA of Anopheles stephensi (Asian malaria mosquito), 4950 nucleotides long. RefSeq lists its product as uncharacterized. The coding region runs from base 788 to 3937 and encodes 1049 amino acids. Lineage: Eukaryota; Metazoa; Arthropoda; Insecta; Diptera; Culicidae. Gene Ontology annotation, biological process: sensory perception of sound. The record is from RefSeq and is a predicted model, not a curated record. The transcript is spliced from 5 exons.